Messenger RNA from Salvia splendens (bonfire salvia), 2174 nucleotides. RefSeq names its product trihelix transcription factor DF1. The coding region runs from base 242 to 1912 and encodes 556 amino acids. Lineage: Eukaryota; Viridiplantae; Streptophyta; Magnoliopsida; Lamiales; Lamiaceae. The record is from RefSeq and is a predicted model, not a curated record. The transcript has 2 exons.
UAACCUCUCUCUAGUUUAAAUUACAAAUUGAGGAGUGUGACAGGCAGAUCCCACCGAAAUAAAUUAAAUAAAUUCACCACGCUCCCUAUCUUAAUAAAAACCCACAGAAUUCACCCAUCAUUUGUGAUAUUACAUAAUUUUUUAAAUUUUUAUUUAUUUUUAUAUUUCAGCUGGUAAUUAGAGAGGGGCUAUUGCAGCUAGAGCUUGAAGAAACUUGAAGAAAAUAAAAGAUUCCUUUUACAUGAUGCUUGGGGUUUCAGGCGUCAUCAGCCCCUUCGCCGCCGCGGCGGAGAAUCACGAGAGCGGCGGAGCUAGCGGCGGCAGCAGCGAGGCUGGCGGCGCAUCGAGCUCCGUCCUCGCGGGCGGCGCGGAUGAGAAUGAAAAAAUUGGCGGCGGCGGCGGCGGCGGAAAACGGUGGCCGAGGCAGGAGACGCUGGCGCUGCUGAAAAUUCGAUCUGAUAUGGAUGUUACCUUUCGAGACGCGAGCCUUAAAGGCCCAUUAUGGGAAGAAGUUUCCAGGAAAAUGGCGGAGCUUGGGUUUCAACGGAGCGCUAAAAAAUGCAAAGAGAAAUUCGAAAACGUCUUCAAAUACCACAAAAGGACCAAAGACGGGCGCGCAUCCAAACAAGACGCUAAGGCGUAUCGAUUUUUCGAUCAAUUGGAAGCUCUCGAGAACACCUCUCCGAAUAACCACCAUUUCAGCCCUCCGCCGCAGCCUCCGGCGUCGGCAAUGCCGACGCCUGUUGCAUCGGCGAGCCCGACGCCGCUGAGCGUAGUGCCUCCGAAAAACAUAUCCGUUGCGAAUCCGAUAAUUACUUCUUCUCCGCUUCAAUUGCAACCUCAGCAGCAGCAGCAAUUGCAGCAGAUUAAUCCGUAUCUGUCGAAUUCGACGUCGUCGUCGACUUCCUCCGACGAGGACAUACAGCGGAGGAGCGGGAGGAAGAGGAAGUGGAAGGAGUAUUUGGAGAAGCUGAUGACGGGUGUGGUGCAGAAGCAGGAGGAUCUGCAGAAGAAGUUUCUAGAAGCUCUGGAGCGGAGAGAGCGCGAUCGCAUCGCUCGGGAGGAGGCGUGGCGCGUGCAGGAAAUGGCGAGGAUGAAUCGCGAGCACGAACUCCUCCUCCAGGAGAGAUCCGUCGCCGCCGCCAAAGACGCCGCCGUCAUCUCCUUCCUCCAAAAAGUCAUCGGCCAAUCCAAUCUCCAGAUCCCUAAUUUCUCACCAAUGCCGCCUCCGCAAUCGAAUCCAAAUCCAAAUUCAAAUCCGAAUCCAGCUCCGGCAACGGAGCUGAAUCAGAUCCAGAUCCAGCAAAAAGCAGCGGCAUCACCUUCAUGUACAACGAAAACAUUAGAGAUCACGCCGCAUAGAGAUAACAACGGCGGCGGAGAUGAUCAUAUCUCGCCGUGCUCGUCGUCGCGGUGGCCGAAGGCGGAGGUGGAGGCGCUGAUCAAACUGAGGAAGGAUCUGGAAGUGAAGUACCAAGAGAGCGGGCCAAAAGGCCCGCUCUGGGAGGAGAUUUCGAAGGCGAUGAGCGGGAUAGGUUACUGCAGAAGCUCGAAAAGAUGUAAAGAGAAAUGGGAGAAUAUCAACAAAUACUUCAAAAAGGUGAAGGAGAGCAACAAGAAACGGCCCGAGGACUCUAAAACAUGCCCUUACUUCCACCAACUCGACGCCAUGUACAAGGAGCGGGCCAAGAGCCACGUCCCCUCCUUCAACCUCGGGCCCAUCAUGGCCCGGCCCGAACAGCAGUGGCCUCAGCAGAUUCACGACCAAUAUCACGACAAUGAGAGUGAGAAUCACGACGAAGGCGAUGAGAAUGACAAUGACAACGACGACGAGGAGGAAUUGGGAGAUUACGAAAUGAUCGCGACGAAGCAGCCGGCUAAUCCGGUGACGAACGCGGUGGAGGGAGGUUAAAGAUGGCGGUGAAAAAAUGGAGUGAAAAAGAUAUACAGUAAUGGAGAAGAGAGGGGUGUUUUUUAAUGUUUGUUUCUAUAAAUUAUUGGUUAUUUUCAGAGGAAAUAAACUGAGGGAUGUCAAAUUAGAUUAAGGUAAUUAGAAGAGGUAAUAAGGGGGGAUAAAGGAGUAUUUUUUUUUUUUUUGCUUCGAUUCAUUUUUAUAUUUCAUCAUGGAGUGUAAAUUUCAAAGACUAUUGGAUUGAAUGUUUCAUUUUCUUUUC